AUGGCAGUCUCAGGAAUGGGAGACGGUCGCAUGCCCGGGGGUGAUCGGCUUUUCAAUGAAGCCGCGACGGAGGAGAAAGGCGAACGCGCGCGUCUGUCGUCUUUUGUGGGCGCCAUGGCCAUCUCGGAUCUCGUCAAGUCGACUCUCGGACCCAAAGGAAUGGACAAGAUUCUGCAGUCCACCAGCCGUGGCGGUGGGCUGAUGGUGACCAACGAUGGAGCGACCAUUCUCAAGGCACUACACAUCGACAACCCUGCAGCCAAAGUCCUCGUUGACAUCUCCAAGGUGCAGGACGACGAGGUGGGCGACGGCACGACUUCGGUGGUGGUGCUGGCAGGGGAACUGUUGAGGGAGGCGGAGAAGCUGGUCACGGCAAGGAUUCACCCCAUGACCAUCAUUUCAGGUUACCGCAUGGCCCUGGAUUGUGCCCGGGAGGUGCUCAUCAGCAAGAGCAGAGACAACAAGGACGACCCAGCCAAAUUCCGUGAGGACUUGCUGCGCAUCGCCAAGACGACCCUGAGCUCCAAGAUUUUGUCCCAGGACAAGGAGCACUUCGCCUCGCUCGCAGUGGAUGCAGUGCUGCGCCUCAAGGGCAGCACCAACCUGGAGGCCAUUCAGAUCAUCAAGAAGGCGGGGGGGGCUUUGUCUGACUCGUACCUCGAUGAAGGGUUUAUUUUGGACAAGAAGAUAGGGGUGGGGCAGCCGAAGAAAAUUGAGAACGCCAAGAUUCUUGUUGCGAACACGGCGAUGGACACGGACAAGGUGAAGAUCUACGGCGCCCGCGUGCGCGUGGACGGCAUGGCGAAGGUCGCAGAGAUUGAAGCGGCCGAGAAGAACAAGAUGCGGCAAAAGGUCGAGAAGAUCAUCGCACACGGGAUCAACUGUUUCAUUAACCGGCAGCUGAUUUACAACUUCCCGGAGGAGCUUUUUUCGGACGCGGGGGUUAUGGCGAUAGAGCACGCGGACUUCGAGGGGAUUGAGAGGCUGGCGCUGGUGACGGGGGGGGAGAUUGCGAGCACGUUUGAGGACCCUGCGGGUGUGAAGCUGGGGCAUUGCAAGGUUAUCGAGGAGAUCAUGAUUGGGGAGGACCGCCUGAUCCACUUCUCGGGGGUGGCGCUGGGCGAGGCGUGCACCAUCGUGCUGCGAGGCGCCAGUUCACACGUGUUGGAUGAGGCAGAGAGGUCGCUGCAUGACGCCCUGUGUGUGCUGACAGCGACGGUGGCGGACAGCAGAGUGGUGUGGGGCGGGGGCUGGCCGGAAGUCAUGAUGGCCACGCGAGUUGACGUCCUUGCUCGCCGCACACCUGGCAAGCGCGCUCUUGCAGUGGAGGCGUUCGCGUCUGCGCUCCGUGCCAUCCCCACCAUCAUUGCUGAUAAUGCUGGGCUGGACAGUGCAGAGCUGGUGGCUCAGCUGCGGGCGGCUCAUGCUGAGGAGAACAGCCAUGCUGGCAUUGAUGUGAUCACGGGGCAGUCUGGCGAUAUGGAGGAGUGUGGAAUCUAUGAGUCUCUCAAGGUGAAGCAGGCUGUGCUGAUGUCAGCAACGGAGGCUGCGGAGAUGAUCCUGCGUCAUCUGGAGCUGUCGCUGGCGGAAGCGCAGCUCCGCCUCGCACAGGCUGAAGCGUUGCUCCGCGCGCAGGGGGUGGUUCCGCCAUGGGGAGAGGGAAAUGGGGAAGCGGGGGACGGGGAGGCGGAGGCCGGGGAAGCGGAGGAGAAGGUAGAUAAUGCGAAAAGGGAGGAGAGUGCGGGAGUUAAGUCCGGUAGGGGGAAUGAGGAUGCUCUCCAAGAGAUUAGUGGGGAAAGGGAUGAGGUACUUGCAUUGACCCUGUUGACUCAAGAGGCAGCGGUUGAUGAUAGUGAGGAUGGUGGAGGUGGGGGUGGUGGGGAUUUACAGAGUGGCAGGAGGCGAGGGAAGGGAGGGAGGAAGGUUCGUGGGAAGGCGCUAGAGAACUACAGGACGCGACACGUGGCACUGCAGAUCAUGUACUUGGGGUCGAGGUACCUCGGCUUUGCAUCGCAAGGCAUCGUGGGGCCUACUGUAGAAGGCCGGUUGGUGUCAGCUCUGCUACACACGAAACUCCUGAUCCCUGCCACCUCUCCUGCUUCCCCACAAGCACCCACGUCUGCCGCUGGCGAGGCGCUUCAAAUGACUUCCCCACAGCAUCAACAAGCUGCUUCUCCACAAGCACCCACGCCCGCCGCUGCACCGUCUGCAUCUGCUGCUGUCGUUGACAAUAGCAGAGAAAAGGAGUGCGAUGUGACUGUAGCGAGGGGUGUUUGCUGCACACCGCUUCAGCAGGAGGGAAGGCGUGUGACUGUAUUGAAUGGUGGUCGCACGCCACUUGGGCAGGGAGGAAAAGAUGUGACUGUAUCGAAUGGUCGAUUGGAUGCUAAGCUGCAGCGGAAGCAGAAGAGAGCGGCGAGGCAGAGAGAUGCGGCUUCCACUGAAUGUGGUUAUAACGAAGGUGCUUCUGCUGCUGCUUGGAGUGGAGCUGUGACCAAAGGAGGUGUGGUUAUAAUGAAAGACAUUAUGAAGGAUGAAUCGGCAAGAUAUUCCAGAUGUGGAAGGACGGACCGAGGGGUGAACGCCAUUGGCCAGGUGGUUGCACUUCAUCUGCGUUCCUCAGUUCGUCCACGUCAGCAACGCACAGAAAUGACAGCAACUGACUUCGCAACAGCUACUGCCACCUCAGCAGACCCAACUGCCAGCCAGAUCAACCUCAGCAGUGACAGCGUUGGUGCUGGUCUGGCAGCAACUGAUGUGGCAAGGGAGCCUGAUGACAUGGCAAAGGAGCCUCAUGACGUGGCAAAGGACACUGAUGACGUGGCAGGCGAGAUUGACUAUGUGGCAUCGCUCAACAGAGCUCUUCCUGACGACAUCCGUGUGCUGGCAUGGGCUCCUGCCACUCCGGACUUCAGCGCCAGGUGGGCCAUGCAGCGGGCAGCAGCACUCUUCAAGGGCCGCCAUGAUUUCCGCAACUUCUGUCGAAUGGAUGCAGAGAACGUCAAGUCGUUCGAGCGAGACAUGUCGCUGUGCCGCGUCGUGCCCUUUGCCACCCUGUCGUCAUCUUCUUCGGAGGGAGAUGUUAGCCCAAGCAGGGCUAUCAGGUCAGCUGAGCGGCCGUCUGUGUGGGUGCUGCAGGUGGUGGGGACGGCAUUCCUGUGGCACCAGAUUCGGUGUAUGAUGGCCGUGCUGCUCAUGGUGGGGCGCGGGCAGGAACGACCAGAGGUGGUAUCAGAGCUGCUAGAUGUGCACGGAGGGCCCUUCACCAGCAAGCCCCAGUACGCCCCGGCUGAACCCCACGGCCUCGUGCUGCACCGCUGCUCCUUCCCUGCUUCCCUGCGCUUCCACUGCUCUGCCAGUAAGUCAACCCUGGCCCUUUCAUGCAUGUGGGGACACAAACACAAAGCCAUCUUUGGCCCUUCCAUCCAUGCACUGUCUGUCGCCCCGGCUGACCCCCACGGCCUUGUGCUGCACCGCUGCUCCUUCCCUGCUUCCCUGCGCUUUCACUGCUCUGCCAGUAAGACUCCCCUGCCACACAAGGGCCGGCAACGCCAAGCGCCUGUUCUGCCAAUCCAUCCGCCAGCAGCUCAACUUAGCGCUCAUCCAAUGCUGAGUGCUCAGUGCCCCCACUAUCCUUCCCCCACCCAUCCUCUCCUUGCCCACCUCCCUUGCCACCAGAUGCCAAGCGCCUCUUCUGUCAAUCUUUCCGCCAGCAGCUCAUUGCAGCACUCAUCCGAUGCUGCAUGCCCGCACUAUCCUUCCCACACCCCCCCUCCUCCACCCCCCAUCGCUCCCCACCCACCAGACGCCAAGCACCUGUUCUGCCAAUCUAUCCGACAGUAG
Molecule: messenger RNA, 3843 nt
Organism: Closterium sp. Naga37s-1
Lineage: Eukaryota; Viridiplantae; Streptophyta; Zygnematophyceae; Desmidiales; Closteriaceae
Source: the annotation of a GenBank genome assembly